Messenger RNA from Galleria mellonella (greater wax moth), 1690 nucleotides. Its product is annotated as facilitated trehalose transporter Tret1-like. The record is from RefSeq and is a predicted model, not a curated record. NCBI's taxonomy places the organism in Eukaryota, Metazoa, Arthropoda, Insecta, Lepidoptera, Pyralidae. Bases 212 to 1645 code for a protein of 477 amino acids. The transcript has 8 exons. Gene Ontology annotation, cellular component: membrane. Gene Ontology annotation, molecular function: transmembrane transporter activity. Gene Ontology annotation, biological process: transmembrane transport.
AAACGGGCAGAGAAUCGCGCGUGAAACACAUAACAAUUAGUAUCGCAAAUCUUUUUAUCACUGCAAUAUUCAAGUGAUAAAAUAAAAAAAAAAAAAGAUUUAACAAAUAUCUCCCGAUCCCUUCACUUUUCAUCCGUCCGCUCGGCUGGUAGAACUGCUAACGGAACGCUUACAAAUUGUGCUCAAAAAGGAGCUAGUGUGAAACAAAACAAUGGGGGUGAUUGUACAAGUUAUUGCGACAUUCAUAUUGUCGUACAGCAGUUUAGUUAUGGGUCUUACCUUCGCAUGGCCUUCAUCCACAUUCCUGAUAUUCACAUCGGAGAACACAACAUUGAAUCGACCUAUGACUGAUGGAGAGACUGCGCUAUUGGGCAGUCUGUCUAGCAUAGGUGCCUUGGUUGGGAAUCCUAUAGCCAGUGUACUGUUGAACACGAUUGGAAGAAAGUAUUGUGGUAUCCUGACAGCCAGUAUAGGAGUGAUAUCCUGGCUAAUGAUAUCAUUCAGUAACCAAGUGGAGGUUAUUCUGGCUGCCUUAUUUAUAUACGGCAUCAGUAGUUCUGUGUUCCUGGUAAUUCCGGUUUUCAUCACGGAGUUUUGUCAGGAAUCAAUAAGGGGCACAAUGGCUGCUUGCUCUGUAACCUUCUUCGGGCUGGGGAUGCUGGUGUCCAAUCUACUCGGAGGGUGCCUGGAAUACCAUACUCUGACUUAUGUUAGCCUGUCCAUGAGCGUUUUUGGGGUAGCCAUGUUUCUGUUUUUGAAGGAGUCGCCAGUAUACCUUAUGACAAAGGGCAGAAAACAAGAGGCCAUCAAGUCGAUAGCUUUCUACAGGAACGAGAAACCAAACUCAAAAGAAGUACUGCAGGAAUUGGAAAAGAUAAGAAGGAUCCUAAAUCCUGAUAUAGAAGGUACGUUAAAACCGGAGAAACAGAAAUUAAAUUCAAAUUUGGAAUCGACGACGCAAGAAAAAAUAGGCUUUUUCAAAUUUCUCAAGAAAUCUCGUUCCACCCGGCGAGCCAUGUACACGAUACUGACUGUAUUGACAGCGGCAAUCUUGCAAGGCUUGAAUGUAGUGUUGGUGUACGCCAAACCGCUGUUCCACGACGUGGUCUCUGAGGAGGUUAUAUCUUCAACGCUGUGUAGCAUUCUUCUAGCAGCGACGACGGUGGUCAGCGGAAUAAUUGCUGGAUAUCUGACCGAUCUGGUCGGACGGCGGAACCUGCUAAUAUAUGCUUCGUUUGGCGCCGGUAUAUGCUGCGCGGUCAUUGGCUUCCAGAUACACUUGAAUUGGGGUCCCAAAUGGUUGAUAGCUAUUCUUAUUUAUUUGUACAGCGCGGCCUACACCCUAGGCGCUGGCACUAUACCGUUUGUGUUGCUCUCUGAAGUGUUCCUGCCCGAGGUUAAAAGCUACAUGUCAAUGUUAGCGCUGGAGUGGACGUGGCUGUGUAACUUCUUAGUUUUAUACGUAUUCAACUCGCUGACGAGUGCAAUGGGCCUGGGUGGGAUCUUCUUCAUCUUCUCCGUGGCGUGUUUCCUCACCGCCGUGUAUUCCAUCUACUUCGUGCCAGAGACUAAAGGAUUAACUGUCGACGUUAUACAAUUGCAGUUCUUGAAAUCUGGAAUCAGGCGUUCUGAUAUAGAGAUAUAAAUUAUAUAUAUAAUAAUCAGUAAUAAUUAUACUCAUACAUUGUUU